UAUGUAUUUUCGUCCCAUGAAGUGCUGAUUUCACGUCAUUUAAUAGUGGCGCACUUCGUUUUAGACUUUUGUACCUUAGUUAUUCUCCUUCCUUUUUCCUUUAUAAAAUACUCUCUAUCUGCCUAAUUCUUCCACUAAAACCAAGCUAGCUCCAAAGUUUCUCUCACGUUUGAUCACCUUGAGUUGUUUGAAUUUUUAGUGUUGGUUUAGGGUUUGUCAUGCGAUCUUGUUUCCGAACUAGUGUUAAAAGGCUGGAAACUUCUACGAGAAUGACAAGGGUUUACCCCAAUGCUAGUUUUACGUCUGGCGUCUCCGAGAGGCUGCCGAAGCUGUUACCGAUACCCGAGUCCGAUAAGACGGAGGAGACGAUUCUAACCGUCUGGAAAAAAUCGUUGCUCUUCAACUGUAAUGGCUUCACGGUGUUUGAUAGUAAAGGUAAUUUGAUGUUCAGGGUAGAUAAUUACAUGGACGGGCACAAGGGUGAGAUCCUUCUCAUGGAUGCCACCGGCAACCCUCUCCUCACCAUCCGCCGGAAGAAAAUGAGUCUUGGAGAUAGCUGGUUGAUUUACGAAGGAGAAGCCUCAGUGAAUCCCAGACUUUGUGCGAGGAAAUCGAUAAACAUCCUAAACAAAAACUGCUUGGCCUACGUUAACAACAAUAAUAAUCUGGUUUACGAGAUUGAAGGGUCAUAUUCGCAACGAUCUUGUUCUGUAUAUGACGACAGUAGGAGAUUAGUGGCUGAGAUAAAGAAAAAAGAAGCUGUUAAAGGAGUUGCCUAUGGAACCGACGUCUUCCGUCUUGUUGUUCAGCCCGGUCAUAUCAGGACGGACUUUUCCAUGGCUCUGGUCAUCCUUUUGGAUCAAAUGUUCGGAUCUUCGAGACGAUGACUAUUUUAUUUAGCAGAACACCAACAGUA
Molecule: messenger RNA, 916 nt
Organism: Hibiscus syriacus
Lineage: Eukaryota; Viridiplantae; Streptophyta; Magnoliopsida; Malvales; Malvaceae
Product: protein LURP-one-related 8-like
Exons: 2
Coding region: 219-887 (222 amino acids)
Source: RefSeq, a predicted model, not a curated record